AUUUCGUCUGAAAAUGAAAACUAUAAUUCUUCUUGGGAUACUGGGAGCCACAAUGUCAGCUCCGCUUAUUCCACAGCGCCUUAUGUCUGCAAGCAACAGCAAUGAGUUACUUCUGAAUCUUAAUAAUGCUCAGCUUCAGCCACUACAGCUUCAGGGCCCCUUGAAUUCAUGGAUUCCUCCUUUCCCUGGGAUUCUACCGCAGCAGCAGGCUCAAAUUCCAGGACUCUCCGGAUUCUCUUUACCAACUCUCAGCCGGUUUGCUGGACUGCUCCCAAAUCAGAUACCCUUCCCAGGACAGGUCAGUUUUGCCCAAGGAGCCCAGGCAGGACAGCUGGAUCCCUCACAGCCUCAAACACCACCACAGACCCAACAGGGCCCUAAUCAGAUUAUGCCCUCUGUGUUCUCCUUCAAAAUGCCUCAAGAGCAAGCACAGAUGCUUCUAUACUACCCAGUUUACAUGCUUCUAUCCUGGGAACAACCUCAACAAACAGUCACACAGUCACCUCCGCAAAUAGGACAGCAGCUGUUUGAGGAGCAGAUGCCAUUCUAUACUGAAUUUGGAUAUAUUCCACAACAAGCAGAACCUGUUAUGCCAGGAGGACAGCAGCAACCAGCCUUUGAUCCCUUCCUAGGUAUAGUUCCUGAAGUUGCUGUGAUGCCAGUAGGAGGAGUAUCACCACAUUUACAAAAAGAAAUGAUAAAUUUUAAGCACACCAAUGCAGGAAUUUUCAUUCCUUCAACUUCACAAAAACCCAGCACAACAAAUUUUUUUACUUCUGCCAUGGACCCAACUAUUACCCCAGAGCUCAUGGAAAAGAAGGCCAAGACUGAUAGCCUAAAGGAACCAUAAGACGUUGUCCUAAUCAUUCAGAAUUUGGGAGAAAAAGAUGUGGCAGUGCUUUGGAUAUCAUUUUAGGCUAUUUUCUUCCUCAAUGUUAGUAUCAUUUCUUUGAAAAAUAUAAAAUAUUUUGGCUCUUCUCCUGAACUUAUUUUUACUUAUAAAUAGUAUUACACUCUUUAAAUGUCAUAGAAAAGUAAGCCUUAGCUUUACAAAAUUGUAUUUCUUUUCAAAUAUCCUAUCAUUGCAUAAUCUGAAAAGUAACAACAAUGAGAAUAAAGUGAGUAUCACUGAAUCAACUGCAUAAUUGUAUUAAUAAAGGCAGGCUCUGGAAAAUGGUGCCAUCAAUGAGAAUAAAGAUAUCCUGUCACUGGA
Messenger RNA from Hippopotamus amphibius kiboko, 1213 nucleotides. It is a transcript of the gene ODAM, whose product is annotated as odontogenic, ameloblast associated. Bases 14 to 850 code for a protein of 278 amino acids. The record is from RefSeq and is a predicted model, not a curated record. Lineage: Eukaryota; Metazoa; Chordata; Mammalia; Artiodactyla; Hippopotamidae. The transcript has 11 exons.